ACCAAAGCUUGGCGUGUGUUGACGUAACGACAAGGGACAUGUUAAUGAAUUACUAAUGUAGGCUUUUGUUUGUUCCGGGUUGUUAAAUAAAACAGUGGAGCAGCAAAAGAAGAUAACGCAAGGACUUUUGGCCCAUCGUCACUUCCGCUUCUCAUUGAUUCAACCAACGGCGAGUUCACUUCGGUCACAUUGUGGCGAUUGAGUGAAUUUUAAAGACAUGGUUCACAAGAAAGAGCCUGAAUCAGAGCCUCGGCUUUAUGGCUUUUGCAGAACAGCGUCUGUUGUGUUGACCCACCUCAUCUGCUUCGGCUUCACUGUCUUCAUCUCAGUUCUCUCUCGACCCGGUACAAGUUGGUUUUCUUGGCAUCCUUUCUUGAUGACACUAGCUUUCUCCUUCUUCAUGACAGAAGCCAUACUCCUCUUCUCACCUGAGGGCUCUCCUAUCAAAAGUUUUUCACACAAAACCAAAGGUGGUGUUCACCGGCUCCUGCAGGGCCUCUGUGCUUCUUGUGCAGUCCUGGGCUUUGCUGCCAUCUUUUAUAACAAACACCUGAAUGGUAAACCCCACUUCACCUCGUGGCACGGUCUGCUGGGCCUGCUGACAGUGUGUGUGGUCAUUGCGCAGUCCUUGGCAGCAAUGCCUCUCAGUUAUCCUUCUCUAGCCAAAGGCUGGUCCCUCGCCAAACUAAAGCGCUACCACGCAGCGUCUGGACUCAUCACCUACCUGCUUGGCAGUGCCAGCAUGCUCCUGGGCCUCUGCUCUGUGUGGUUCGCUGGAGCUGUCAGAGAAUACGCCUGGUACCUGUCAGCACUCUGCCUGGUGCUCAGUGCCUUUGUCAUAAUGAACCAAGUCUCCAGAUCUUACAUGGCUAAAAAACGGUUCCAGUCCUGAUGUAAAAGAACUUAAGAUGAGCUAGCCUCACAGAUUAAAUUUAUUUGAGUUGGAUGAUAUUUUUUUUUUUAAUUGAUUUACGUGGAGGGCAAAAGGUGCUGGUUUUUGCCGCUGUGUGCCUCCCUGAUGUUUUUUUGUUUGUUUGUUUUUGAAGAAGAAAAGGCACUAUGUGUGAUUAACGAAAUCCUUUUUCAAUACGCAUGGAACCAGAGCUGCAAUUAUAGACACUGAGGUCA
Oreochromis aureus is the source of this 1128-nucleotide messenger RNA. It is a transcript of the gene cyb561d2, whose product is annotated as cytochrome b561 domain-containing protein 2. The record is from RefSeq and is a predicted model, not a curated record. The transcript has 3 exons. Bases 218 to 892 code for a protein of 224 amino acids. NCBI's taxonomy places the organism in Eukaryota, Metazoa, Chordata, Actinopteri, Cichliformes, Cichlidae. Gene Ontology annotation, cellular component: endoplasmic reticulum. Gene Ontology annotation, molecular function: transmembrane monodehydroascorbate reductase activity.